Molecule: messenger RNA, 3276 nt
Organism: Trypanosoma rangeli
Lineage: Eukaryota; Euglenozoa; Kinetoplastea; Trypanosomatida; Trypanosomatidae
Product: putative protein kinase, putative,serine/threonine protein kinase
Exons: 1
Coding region: 1-3276 (1091 amino acids)
Biological process (GO): regulation of cytokinesis; protein phosphorylation; mitotic cell cycle
Cellular component (GO): nucleus; spindle pole; cytoplasm
Molecular function (GO): ATP binding; protein kinase activity
Source: RefSeq, a predicted model, not a curated record
AUGGGGUUCGCUGACUACCUGUUGAGACGCUGCCUCUUGAGGAGAAGCAAGGUGCGGUCAGUGGACCAAACAUCCGCCUCGCAGGUGCCCCAGGAAGUGCCGGAGGUCGUCGUUACGGAGUCCCACGAAGGGAACGAGGCAGAUACACAAACAAGCAAUGACGGUCCGGAGAAUAAACGGGAGGACAGUUUCACGACCUUCUCGCCAGUUAAUCUGCCGAUUGUGGAAACGCCACACCAACACGAGAUGGAUGGUGUCGAGCAUUCCUCUCCGAUACAUAGAGUGGAUAGCAGCGAUAGUAAUGAUGAUAUUGUUUUAGAGGAGGAGCAAAAAAACACGACAAAUACCACCAUCCCAUUGAAGCAUGGCCCAAUGCUCUCAAGCGAUGGUCAGGAUUACGAGAAUAAUAAUAAUAAUAAUAACAACAAUGACAGUUAUCAUGGCCUUGUUGAAUGCUCAGCGCGGAGCUCAAAUAUUGUACGUCUGUCGUUAGCUACUACAAUGCCCCUGAACAGGUGGACUGGAGUUGAUCCGGAUGGUGAUGAGUUUACGUGGACGGGAAGUACACUCGAUGAACCCAUGACCCCACAGAGCUACUCCUCCAUGUAUAUGCUUAACGAGUUCAACCCAAUGAACCGCAGCACAGCGACUGGCAAUGCUAGAAAUAGCUGCACCAGUGAUACACUUUUUCAGGGAUGUCACAGGCAGGACGCGAGGUACGGUAAUUGUGCUUUGACGCGUUCAGCAGUCUCGCUGCGUUCUCCAAGAAACACCUUUGGUAAGCAAUCCGGUGAAUUCCAAGGAAGCGGGGCGAUAAAGGCAAGCUCGGCAGUGCCAGAACAUGGUCCACGUGAUAGUGGGAAACCUCCUUUAUGCUGUACAGUUUAUGGCCCUACGGAAUCAGCUUCUCACUCCACGACGUCCAACUUGACGAAUCUGUGCGUUGGUUCCGAAGCACAUAGCGCAAAGGAGAAGUUUGGUUUAAAAACUCCGACCAAUGCUGAUUCUUGUCCCUUUCCAUGUCAUGAACCAAUUUCUUUUUGGCCACUGGACUUGCUUCCUCCAGAACCAAAGGAGCUUGUGAGCGUCAAUGUUGGUAGAACUCCUUCUCAUCUCUUUAAGAAAAAAGUGGUGGAGGUUUCUUAUGCCCACGAGCGCGUAAUUGGAAAAUAUCAGCAUAUGCUCAACGAUAAGUAUGUGAUUUAUCCAAGGUGGAACCUUGGUGUGGGUUCGUACUCUGAGGUGAUGCUUUGCUACAAUCUUGAGGAUAAGGUGUACUACGCAAUGAAGGUGAUGGAUCGAGCGAGGUUGCAAAGAAAGGCGUUAGGGGUGGACUCGCCACUGCAUCGGGUGAAGUGUGAGGUUGCCAUCAUGAAGAAGCUGCGACACGACAAUAUUUUGGCAGUUGUGGAGGUGAUAGAUGACCCAAGAAGCCGAAAGAUUUAUUUAGUUUUGGAACUCGCCGAGCGUGGUGAAAUUAUGUCCAUGAAAAACGAUGGCACUGUUCUCCCCACAGGCGAUAGGGCGGCACUCAAUGAGCAGGAUGUUAUACGUGCGAUGCGUAGUAUUGUCUCUGCUGCCAUGUACGCCCACCACCUCGGCAUUGCUCAUCGUGACAUUAAACCACAGAACAUCGUACUCACCGCGGAGGGCGAUGCCAAGCUUUCGGAUUUCGGUGUUUCCAUUAUGGUGGGUGACUCGGCUGUGCGUGUGCGACGCGAGGGGACUGUGGCCUUCUUGCCACCAGAAAUGUUGGUGUCUUCUGAGUUUCAGGCGGCACCUUUGUGUCCGCGCCGAUUCAGUAGUUAUAACAGCAGUAUCGGAAAUCGUACGAGGAUGGUGCCUGCGAUGACACUCUCUUGCUUGACGCAGGAGGUGCAUCGAGGGAUUUCCAAUGUCUUUUCAACCUCGUUGAAGAGUGACUUGUUUAGAGAGUCGUGUAAUUCUGCGGAAACGGAGGUUCAUUCAGCGGCAACACCACCGUAUUCCCCGGAGGGGCCGACGAGAGUCAAUGUAAGGUCUCCAACGGCGGGCUUAGAGGCCAUUCCUCAGGUAAACCUCUUCAAGGCAGACGUUUUCUCUUUGGGUGUGACGGCAUAUGUGCUUCUAAUGGGACAACUUCCUUGGCGUGCGCGUGAUGCUCGCUCACAAUUGCAGGCUAUUCUCUCCAAACCCGAUCCGUUUGCAGUGGAACUUCGAAACGACUGCGGGGAUUCUGAAGACGGCAGAAAAUCUCAACGGAAGAGUAGGGGCGAAGUUGAUUCACAGCUUUGCCUGAACAAUGAUGCACCGCUGGGUUCUGCAAAAACGAUGUGUGGGCAGUGCCCUACAUUGCUGGAUAGUCAGGAGGAGAUGAGGGUGUCCAGAGACGGUAUGUUCCAAGUUUUAGAUACAAACAACGUGCGCGCGGUCGGCGUGGAAAAUCCAGGCGGGUGCUGGUCAUUUACGUCACUCCUCCUACCUGAGGAAGUUACAGGACACUCAGGACUGGAUGGAUCUUUGCUGGGCUGCGCAAACAGCAGUGAAUGCGAAACAGGUAAGAAUUCAUUGCCAAAUGCUAAACCCAAGUCGCAUCUGGCGAUGAUAGUCUCUUCUGACACCAGUUGCACAUGGGACGCGCGUGAAACAUCUAAACUUAACAAUCUUGCCAACGGCGACACAACAGCAACACAUGUUGGCAGGAAUCUGGUCGAACAGACACAUAAAUUUGUUUCCCCGGCAGAUCGAUCCUUCACAGAAAGCGGUGGUGAGGCAGCACACCCUCUCGUCUCAGACAGCCUUACGCAUUGCGGUCACGCGGCGGAGGGGCAGGUUAACUCCACGCCCACCAGAAGCCUGACUACACAGGUAGGGAUGGAGAUGACAAGGACCUUCCAGCAAACUGAUUUUGAUACAGUGGACACUGCAGAAGCUUCCACAGAUGCGGCGAAGGCCUUGACGACGAAGAAAAUAACAGCUGCAACGCCACUUUACAGUGAUGCUGAUAGAAGCCAACCUUCUUUACCGGUAACAAACACAAACGGUUCCAUUUCGGCAAACGCGAUUGAUUUUAUCAGUCGUUGUCUGAAUGUGGAUCCUGCGAAGCGCAGUUCAAUGGAGGAGCUCUACUACCACCCAUGGUUACAGGGUCCCAUAGCUAGUGAUGGGAAGGCAAAGGACCCAGUGGAUGUGGCAUUGCCACCUCCUUUCUCGGAUGACCUGUCAUCCGGAACCCCAAAUGUAAGGCACACCAGGAGUGACACAAGCAUGUCCAAUUUAGUUCCUGGUGUGGAUUGA